Messenger RNA from Apis cerana (Asiatic honeybee), 587 nucleotides. It is a transcript of the gene osi, whose product is annotated as electron transfer flavoprotein regulatory factor orsai. NCBI's taxonomy places the organism in Eukaryota, Metazoa, Arthropoda, Insecta, Hymenoptera, Apidae. Gene Ontology annotation, biological process: respiratory electron transport chain. The record is from RefSeq and is a predicted model, not a curated record. Gene Ontology annotation, cellular component: mitochondrion.
UUUUGUUUCCUUAUAUAAGCCAAAGUAUUUUGUUAACGUAUAACUAUACAUAUAAAGUACCGUUUAAAGAGAUAGAUAUAUGUUUUAGAUAAGUAAAGUUUAUAUAUAUAUAUAUAUAUCUGCAUGUGUAACAACAAUAUUAUUUUUAGUAAAAAAAUUUGUUAUUUAUGUUAAUAUUAUAAUAUCUAUACAUGAAAUAUCAACAUUAUGUACAUUUAUAUAUUAUUAUAAUAACACAAUUGAUUGAUUGAUAAAAUAUUUAAAUAUAAUUGUAUUCGAUGUCUCAACGUACAAAAGUCAUCAACUUAUACAAGACGCUCUUGUAUAUGGGUCGAGAUUAUCCAAGAGGUUAUGAAUUUUUCAGAAAAAAUGUAAGGAAAGUUUUUGAAAAAAAUAAAGAAGAACGUGAUCCUGAAAAAAUUGAUAAAAUGUUGGCACAUGGUGAUUUUGUUAUUAAAGAACUAGAAGCUUUAUAUAUGUUACGCAAGUAUAGGGCAUUAAAGAAAAGAUAUUAUGAAAAAUCCUAAUAUAUUAUAUUUAUACUAUUAUAUUUGAGCAUAAAAUAAAAAUAAAAAAUUUACUCAAAA